UAUCUAUAAAAAACUUUCAUCUAAUUAAUUUCAAGAAUGGCAAGUAAUCUAAAGUUGAAAAAUGUUGUGGUUGAUUCUGAUAAUGCUAAUAGUGAUUAUGAAGAUGAAAAAGUUACUAAAAAAUCAGAAUUGGAUCUUCCUUUGGAGAAAUUGAACCUUGGUACUAAAAAAAAACUUCUUGUGCUUAAUCUUGGUGGGCUACUAGUCGAUAGGGUGCAUCGCCGCAACGAGUCUGCGGUGCGGAGAUACACCCCGGACCUUGCUCAUGGAAAUUUCCUAGUCUUCAAGAGACCUUAUUGUGAUCAGUUUAUGAAGUUUUGCCUUGAAAGAUUUGAAGUUGGACUAUGGUCCUCUGCUAUGGAUCGAAACGUGGAACCAAUUUUAGACAACAUCAUGAUUGGCCUUCGAAAAAAAUUGGUAUUUGUUUGGGAUCAAGAAAAAUGUAUUGAUAGUGGUUUUCCAACUGUGGAGAAGCAAAAUAAGCCAAUAUUUUUGAAGCAAUUGAAGAAAAUAUGGGAAAAUAAUUAUUAUGGUGGAAGAUUUUCAGAAUCUAACACACUUUUAAUUGAUGAUGAACCCCAUGUUGCUCUACUAAACCCUCCUAAUACUGCUGUUUUUCCUCCUGCUUACAAAGUUAAUAAUAAGAGAGACACAUUUCUAGAUGUUAAGGGUGAAAUGCAUGAGUUUUUGGAGGGACUAGUUGAUGCUGAUGAUGUUCCAACGUACGUUAAAGGACAUCAAUUUGGACAACCUGCGAUAACAAAUACUCAUAAGGAUUGGGAUUAUUAUGCUAAGAUAAUUUGCGCUGCGGAAGAUCCUAGCUUUGGUUGUUCUGAUUAUGAAUCUGAGUACUCUGAUUAAGGAAAUUACUAGUAUUAUGUUCUAUGAAGAAGGUUAAUGGUUUUUCCCAGAACAUUAAGUAAAUCUUUUCUUAGUAAUUGUGUACUUAUGAUGUUUUGGUGUGGUCUUAUGUUUUUUUGCAUGUUGCAAGUCUUUUGGGACUUAUAUUUGUCUAUGGGUUGUUAAUAAUAUUGCUAUGUUUUGAUAAUGUUUCUAUCAU
Messenger RNA from Solanum verrucosum, 1060 nucleotides. RefSeq lists its product as uncharacterized. Gene Ontology annotation, molecular function: phosphoprotein phosphatase activity. Lineage: Eukaryota; Viridiplantae; Streptophyta; Magnoliopsida; Solanales; Solanaceae. The transcript is spliced from 6 exons. The coding region runs from base 37 to 861 and encodes 274 amino acids. The record is from RefSeq and is a predicted model, not a curated record.